GGUUGCUGUUGGAGACGCAUUUGCUGGUUGGAACGCUUCUUGCAGUUGUCAGCUUCCAUCACGCUCUUGCGAACAUCCCUUCGUCGUAGUCUAAAGGGAGCAAAAGGAUAAAGUGCUUGUAUUAUCUCAAUGAACGAUGUCCGAUAGUGGCCGAUUCUUUUCAUCAUGGACCAAGCUCACUGUUCGAGCAAGUCUACCACUAAUGCACCUCGCAGAUGAUGACAGGCAGAUCGGCGUCCAGCAACGCUAAAGUGCUUUCUACUUGACGUUGAAGUGUGCGGCCACUCCGUCAGAGGCAUGGAAGUAUGUAAUUGCAUCUGGCGCAUGGUGGAUGGAUAUUCGUCGUCCAGCUGGCUCAUGCCAGCGUCAAAGGAGCGUCGAAGACGUCCGAGAUCCACAAACUCUCCGUUUUGCAUCGAACCGUCCAAUUCUCAAAAUGAUUGUGAACGCCCAAGCUCCCUCAUGACUCGAACUCGACAGUUCCGACCCCAAUCGUGUGGGCACCGCCACAUUGCAAUUCGUGCCGAACCAGUCAGUCAAGUCAUUCUUUUUUACGUGCUCCAUGGGUCUCGACAUCAAGUCUGUGAUUCAGGAGAAGACGCGGUGGGUGGCGUCCAAGCUGUCGCUGCGUAAGCUGCGCUCCAAGCGAUCGCGCAAGGCCAUGGAAACCACAGAACUGCAACCCGUAGCGCUCGCCGGCGCCAGUAGAGGCUUCACAGGUUCGUCGACGCAGUGCAACCACUUCGCACGGACACCAUCAGGAGCUCAGCUCGAUCAGUGGACUGACAGCUCGGGCGGAGGCAGCGCUCUCGCUGACGGCAGGUGGAAAAUCUGUCGGAUGUGCCAACGCAAGUUCUCACCGCUGAGUAUGAGUCGACAAUAUGCGGAUUUCUGCUCACUAGACUGCAAGUCUGCCUUCAUGCUCGGCCGUGGUAGUGCGUAGACAGUCAAUAUCGUGGGCAAGAGGAACUCACGACUCAACCGGUGUCGAAGAGAAGACAUCACUAGCAGUACCGUACCAAUAAUAAGAAAAUGGU
Molecule: messenger RNA, 1037 nt
Organism: Phytophthora nicotianae INRA-310
Lineage: Eukaryota; Oomycota; Peronosporomycetes; Peronosporales; Peronosporaceae
Exons: 1
Coding region: 563-943 (126 amino acids)
Source: RefSeq, a predicted model, not a curated record